Molecule: messenger RNA, 6730 nt
Organism: Paramormyrops kingsleyae
Lineage: Eukaryota; Metazoa; Chordata; Actinopteri; Osteoglossiformes; Mormyridae
Product: lysine-specific demethylase phf2-like
Source: RefSeq, a predicted model, not a curated record
ACUUUUGUUUAUUGAAUUGUUUCUUAUUAUUGAAAUGUGCAAAUGCAUUUCAAAAUAUCAUUUUAAACAAUGCUCUGACUAAGCAGGCCAUAUUGGAGGGUCAAAAAGCAUACAACUAGGUGACAGUAAAUCAUUGUAAAGGAAAGAACAAGAAGAAAGAAAAAUAAAAUCAACUCAAAAUACAAUCAGAGUUCCAUCUGGUUUAUAUGUAGACUGUUGAGAGGGCAUACUAUCUGUUCCCCUUAGUGGUGGGCAUGUGUUGAGUGUGUGUGUCUGUGUGUGUCUUUUUGUGUGUUGGAGAAGAUAAAAGCCAUACAUUGGGAGGUCGAGAUGGAAGAAAGGAGAGGUAGGAGCAAAGGGAAGAUUGAUUGGAGGAAGGUUGUUUGGUCGACCAAGGCAGACCAGGCCCAGUGUGUUCUGUGAAGAGGUAGAGAGGGAGAGGUGUGGCAGCCCCCAGGACAGCCCCCAGGACAGCCCCCCCAUGAGGGCCCUACCCCAGGCAGACCACACCCUGCAUGUCAUGCUACCCCUAUUCUAAGAUGGAAUUUGUUUGCUUGUUUUUUCCCCCCUUUUGGUCUGUCUGAGUGAGAGAGAAAGUGCUAAUCUGGUGUGACGCAGUAAAAGAAGCAGAUCAUGCAGUUCUGAUGAUGUGGUGGUGAAGCUGAGUGGAAGUCAGCUAACCUUGGACUAUCUGGAGGAGAAUGGGUUUACAGAACCGAUUUUGGUUGCAAAGAAAGAUGGACUCGGGAUGUCGAUGCCAGCACCAACGUUCUACAUCAGUGAUGUAGAAAACUAUGCAGGUCCAGAGUUUGUUGUGGAUGUUGUCGAUGUCACCAAACAGACAAACAACCAGAUGAAACUUAAGGAGUUUGUUGAUUACUACUACAGCACAAACCGAAAGCGAGUAUUAAACGUGAUCAAUUUGGAAUUUUCGGAAACAAGAAUGGCAAGCUUUGUGGAAAGUCCACAAAUUGUGCGGAAGCUUUCUUGGGUUGAGAACUACUGGCCAAAUGAUGCACUUCUGGGCAAACCUCAAGUGACCAAGUACUGUCUGAUGUGCGUGAAGGACAGUUACACUGACUUCCACAUAGAGUGUGGUGGGGCAUCUGUCUGGUACCAUGUCCUCAAAGGCGAGAAGAUCUUCUUCUUAAUCAAGCCCACCUCUGCCAACUUGUCUUUAUAUGAACGCUGGAGGUCUUCAUCCAGUUACAGUGAGAUGUUCUUUGCGGACCAAGUAGACAAAUGCUACAAAUGCAUUCUGAAGCAGGGCCAGACUCUCUUCAUACCAUCAGGGUGGAUUAAUGCAAUACUGGCCCCUGUUGACUGUCUAGCUUUCUCAGGCCACUUUGUCCACAACCUCAGUGUAGAGAUGCAAAUGAGAGCAUAUGAAGUGGAGAAGCGACUGAAGGUGGCCAGCCUCACUCCAUUCCCAAACUUUGAGACCGCCUGCUGGUAUGUGGGGCGCCAUCUGCUGGAGAGAUUCAAAGGCUUGCACAGAUCUAAUAAGGAACCAGCUUCGUAUCUGAUUCUUGGUGCCAAAAUCCUCAAUGCGGCCUUCAGAUCAUGGACUAGAAAGCUGGCUCUUCUAGAACAUGAGGAUGAACUUCCAGAGAAUAUGAAGCCGGCACAGCUUAUCAAAGACCUUGCCAAAGAGAUCAGGUUAUCAGAGAAUGCAAUGAAAGGCACCAAGGAAGAGCCUGUUGCCAACACAUCUAUGGAGGAGGCCCCUGCCCCACCAGCUGAACCAGAGGAGCCCUUAUCUCCUGCCCAUGUUCCCUCACCUCCCAGGGAGAAGCUGCCCAGGAAGAGGGGCACCAAAAUGGCCAAGCCCCCAAAGCCGCCAAAGAUUCCCAAAGUAAAGGAUGAGGGGAAGAAAAGAGGGAAGAAGAUGAAAGAGGGUGUGAGCUUGGCCAAAAUGCCCAGCUCACCUUGCCAGGAGUCAGAUGACAAAGAGAAGGCUGUAAAGAAUGGAUCAGAAUCUACGGGGAGAGACAGUUUGAGUAAGAAAGAUAAUGUGCAAAGUGUGUCUGAAAUGCGAGAGCAGAACAAGAACAAAACGGAAGCAAAAUGGAAAUACAAGAACAGCAAGCCCGAUUCUUUGCUGAGAAUGGAGGAACACAAGAAGUCACUUUUGUCAGGAAAUAAAGACAAAUAUGGCUUUUCAUUUUCAAAUAAAAAAACGUUAAGCUCUAAAAGCCUCAAAACCCAGACCAGCACAUCUGAGUUUGAGUCCUUGCAUAACUUCAAGGAAGGCAAGGCCAAGCCAGUACGAGACGAGUAUGAGUAUGUUUCAGAUGAGGGAGAGCUGAAGAUCGAUAUCUUCCCUAUGAGGAGGAAAAAGAGCCCCACCAAAAAGCCCUUAUCCCUUUUAACAGAUGUUAAAGAACCUAUUCCACAGUCUAAAAAGCCAAAGAUUCAGAAGAAAAUUGGCAAGCCAGAUGACUCGUCAGAUGAUGAAUCACUCCACAUAGACAUAAAAGGCAAACCCGAGGUCAAAGGUCGAAUCUCAAAGGGCAAGAAGGAAAGUAGCACUGCAGCAGGGAUUCUGGAUCUUUUGCAGGCAAGCAAGCAAGUAGGAGGAGUGGAUUACAAUGCAGACAGUCAGCCACCUGCAUCCCCCAGCACGCAGGAGGCCAUCCAGGGCAUGCUCUCCAUGGCCAACCUGUCGUCUUCAGACAGCUGCCCACAAACAACGUGGAACAACAAUCACUCCAAAGGAAACUUGCACGACACGCUGUUGGGCAAGAAGCUGGCAAGUAGCAGUGGCGGCAAUAGCAAGCGGCCGGCCAAGCGACUCCUGAAGAAGACGCUGAGGAGGAGCAGCAGCCUGGAGAGCCUGGAGAUGUUUGAUGAUGAGCAGGACCACAUGGAUGCCUGCUUCAAGGACUCUGACUAUGUUUACCCCUCUUUGGAGUCCGAAGACGACAAUCCUAUUUUCAAGCCUAGAUCAAAGAAAAGGAAAAGUUCGGAUGACAUUCCUUACAGCCCCACAGCUAGAGUGGGCCCUUCGGGCCCUCGACUGGACAGGCCGGUUCGAGAAGGGGCCCGGGUGGCUUCCAUAGAAACAGGCCUUGCGGCAGCAGCAGCCAAGCUCUCCCACCAGGAGGAACAGAAGAAAAAGAAGAAGAAGGCCUCAAAAAAAAAGGCACCACCGUUGGUGGAACCCGAGAAGGUUUCCCAGGAGAGCUGCUUCUCUGAGCCUCUGCUGGACUCUCACAGCAGUAGCCUGACAGACCAUGAGUACACGACCGGCACAGGCAAGGUGCAGGGGGGCCCUCAGCCCAUGGCUCCGGGGGUGUUCCUCACACAGAGGCUUCCCUCUACAUCGUCUCAGAACCGGACCUCUGCCAAGGGGGAACGUGCUGUCAUACCAGAAGCUAAAGGCAAAAAGCUAAAGAAAGGAAUGGCCACAGCCAAGCAGAGACUGGGGAAGAUUUUAAAGAUCCAUCGAAAUGGAAAACUCCUUCUGUAAAACAGACUGAGGAAAUCAGACCUCGCUGUGAUAUGUGUGGUUCACAUGCCAGAAUUGUGCUGUGUUUAUUAACAUCAGGAACAUCGAGGGAUUUGCAACAUUGGCAAUGGAUGGGGCCCCAAACAUAUAUUUUUGAUUUGGACGAGAUUACAGCUUAUACCCAUUUUUGCCUCAGUUUAUCCUUUUUAACUUUUGAAUAGAAAAUGUACAGAAUAUCUGAUAUAAAUAUUUUUAAUACAGGUAUAUCCACCAUACUUUGCUUAAAAAAGCGAAACAACAAAAAAUACGAACACCUCAAUUAUUCCCACCCCUAGGGGGUAAUAUUUAGUCGUAUUUUGCGGCAUACUUACACUCUCUUUCGAUUUUUUUUUCCCAGUUAUCGAUAUACCGAUUCUGAUCUUUAUUUCAUUGUUCUGCAUGAUGUUUCACAGAUGGCUGUAGUGGUACCGGUUGCUGAGAAAUCUAGCAAUCUGAGUGUUAUGUGAAUAUGGCAUUUCAUAACAGAUAUCUCUCAGAAAGAGUUUCCUGUUUUCCCCUCAGUUUAUUGCCAGCAAAGCAAAUUUCGUUGCCAAUUCCAAAGCCUCCUGACGGAUUCUUAGUCUGAUCAUUAACAAAACAACGGACAACAUUGAUUGCCCAAAUACAGCUACCGAAUCUGAUGUAAAAAAUUUGUAAGCUGAAAAAUCUUGGUAUUUAUGAAGAGAAGCAUUUAUUAAUUUUGGUGCAAGAAUUAUCUACAAGGCAAUUUUUUUGUACAUAUGAAUGUAUUUAUUAGGUAUUUAUUAAAUUUAGAUUUAAAAAAUAUAUAUAAAUAUAUUUAUUUUUUUCUCUUAAACAUAAAAUGUAUGUAAAAUUUUCCCACUUGAAACAUCAUUAGUAUUUUAGAACACAUUUUUAAUUCUGUUUUUGAUGUUUUAUUUUCUAGUAGCGAUUUACUAGUAGUCAGGUAUAUCUGACCCACAUUUAUAAGCAGAAUAAGUAAGUAAAAUGGGUCAGACCACGUUUUUAUGUAUUUCCUAGAAUAAAGUUAUAUGCUUUGAAUGGUGAUGCCAUGUUGAAUGUGUUCCCCUGGGACCAGCAGGUUUACCUGGGCAUAGAUAUCUGUACUUGCAUAGAAAUACUAGCACAAUCGAAUGGCAGUUUGCAGAGAGGGAGUCCCACCUCUAUAAACACUACGUUGAACCUACAGUCCAUCUGAUCCUUCCAUUGUUCCGGGUUGCAUAGCCUCAAGUGGAACUUUCUGCCCCAAGUUUAUUUCUCAGGCAGCUUUGGAGCGCAGAUGUCAUCUGAAAUAUGCAUUUAUAUGACAUUCUAAUGAAAAUAUUACAUGCCUGGAAUGUAGCGUGUAUAUAGCAUUUUAAAAUGACCUUUUGUAACAUUUUCCCUUUUCUUAAGUAUACAUUUUUAUGAAUUUUUUUAAUUGUAAAUAAAAAUUUUCAAUGGCACAGAUAAUGCUAUACUUUUUUCAGUGAAUUAGAUAGUGCCCUUUUUUGUUUGCUUGUUCACAGACUUGUUGUUUCAAAAAUAACAUGACUGACUAUGGUCCACACAAGGUAACUUGUAAAAUUGUAGUAUUACAUGGGGAAAUUGGUGGGAAACUGAAAAGGUCAAAGUCAAAAAUGUCUUUUUGUAACCAGCUUCUUGUAGUAAAAAAGCAGAAUCGAAUGGUUUUACUCACACCUUGUGAAGUUGUCUUUCAAUGUUUUGUAUUUUAUAUUUGUACAUUUCUUAAGAGCCAUGUUUAAAGGUAUUUAAUCAGCCACUGAAAGUUCUUAUUUAGCAAUCCUAAAUUAACAUUGUCUUCUGUCAUUUAAAUUUAAUCUUUGUAUUUAAUACUUGUUUCAUUGUAACUCCACUGUGUGUGUCAGGACUGCUGUUGACAUCACUGCAUAUUUGAAUAUCAUCACUUGCUUCACAGCUGUGUAGGUAUAACCGUCGGCUGUGCUUUUUGUUUUGUUGUGAUUCAGUAUGCACAAUUUUUACAGUUUACCGUAGUUACCUAUCCCUGUGUGUUGCUUAGCUAUAAAAGUCAUGCAACUCCUGUGUAUUCAGGUACAGACUGCCCCUGUAACUAUGUAACUAUUCUAGACUUCAUUUGACAAAUGUGUGAUGUUGUGGCUUACUUUAAAAGAUGUUCCCAUCAUUAAAUAUGUGCUCUGCAUUGCGGCAGUGUAAGGUACCUUUGUGGUCACCUUCCUUAACCAAUGAAUGUCUCAUUAGCUCAUUUUGUUUUUUCCGUUACGUCCUGCCCAUCUUUCCCGCCCGGCCCUCCUGUCUCCUCCCUAACGUGGCCCUGAUGAGCCAAUCUUGUUGCUUGUUACCUCUCUUUUGUAUGUGUAUAUAAGUACCUGUUUAUCUCAUCAUCCCCAAGCCGGUCAUUGACGUCGCUCCUCCCGUCUGCCUGUGUCCUUCCCCGUACUCACCUUCUUGUUUUGACUCCUAGCAGUCUCACUUGUGUCCUGUAAACUCCUCUUUGUUCACUAAACGCCUGUCUUCAAGUCAUUCGUCUCGCAUCUCAUGACAUUUCCCUCCAAUUAGGUUGUGGAAAGCAAUUCCAAUAAGAAUCCUGUAUAUGGGGAAGUUCGUGUCGCAGGUAUGCUUGCUUGGGGUUAGCGUGGUGUGCUGCUCACUCAGCAGUUUGACUCAAGCUCAUAAAAAUAGCAGAGCCAUUCCACAAGUAGCUGCAGUGUAAAUACAGGCAUAAACAUUGUGAUUAUCUCUUUAAUUCUUUUCAUCUUAUUUAUGUAAACAGCCUUUAAGCUCCAGCCCCCUGAUCACUAGCAAAAAGCUAAGAUGCAUCUGGCAUGGUUUUGCAUCACACAGAUUUUAAAAUGUUGUUUAAUAAGCCUACAUCACCAUUUCUGGUAUUUUGUUAAAAUAACCACAAUGUUCUUCAUAAGAUGCUUUCAAAGGAAUGAAAGGAUCCCGUAACCCCAAACAAGGACUCAGCUCACAAUUUUGAGCCUUAAUGUAUAAUACUCUGUGUCAUUAGUCUAAGACAUCUCGAAAUAGUUUCUUUUUGCUUACUGAACAACAGAUUGUGUUUGGCUAUGAAGCCUCAAAUUAGGAUCUUUUAAAUAUUUUGUGGUAUAAUUUACACUGAGUAGUAACUGAGGCAUUCUAUAUUACAUGUACUUCCAAUGCACUUUUAUUGUAGUACUAUACAUGUACAUGUAUAUACAUUAACCAAACUUGACAAUUUUGUAAGUGUGACUUGGCACAAUGCUUUUAAUAAAUCAGCAAUUUUUUUUUUACAUU